AUUAUAAAAACAAUGAAUUAAAGGACAUGGAAUUUAAGCCACAUUUAAAACGCAAGAGAAGUAAUUGCCAAGAUUAUCAUAAACUCUUGCCCUUUCCACGCUGCAAUGAAACUGAGCGCUAUCAAGGCUUGUUCACCGGUCUAUGCGUGGAGGUUGCAAAUUCUGAGCAUGCAAAAAUAACAAGUCUUCAUGAUAACGGCUGUUAUGGCAGGGGGAGCAAAUCUCGUGGUGGUCCCAUGUCAGGCGAAUCGGACGAGACGUUGCUACUGGGAUUGGAAGAGUCCUGUUUGUUGGCUUAUUACUUAAAAGUGCUAGAGAUUACGGACAAGUUGGGCAAUCUGUUGGAUUGGCAGGCAUACUUAGCGGCAGCCACAACGCUGGACAAAAAGUUUGUCUUCAAGCUGGCGGCUUACUUGUAUCUAAAAUCCAAAAGUUGGAUUAUCAAAAGUGGCAUAAAAUUUGGCGGAGAUUUUCUCAUCUAUAAGCACGGUCCUAGACAUUAUCAUGCAAGCUUCCUUGUUCUUGUACAGACGCAAGCCCAAAAAUUGUGUACACACUAUGAGCCUAAGAACUUGAAAGGCAUUCAACGCGUUGCCGAAACUUCAGACAAAGAUGUUUUGAUUUUAAAAGUGAAUCAACCCAACGAUUUUGAGCUACUGCCGGCCACGCCGCUUGAACUUAAGGCCCUAACCAUAGAGGAGACUGUGAUACGUCGCUUUAACUACACUUCAUUUGUGCAAACUAAACAAAAACAAUAAUC
Messenger RNA from Drosophila busckii, 760 nucleotides. It is a transcript of the gene Tsen2, whose product is annotated as tRNA-splicing endonuclease subunit Sen2. Bases 27 to 758 code for a protein of 243 amino acids. Gene Ontology annotation, molecular function: nucleic acid binding; tRNA-intron lyase activity. NCBI's taxonomy places the organism in Eukaryota, Metazoa, Arthropoda, Insecta, Diptera, Drosophilidae. The transcript is spliced from 2 exons. The record is from RefSeq and is a predicted model, not a curated record. Gene Ontology annotation, biological process: tRNA-type intron splice site recognition and cleavage; tRNA splicing, via endonucleolytic cleavage and ligation. Gene Ontology annotation, cellular component: tRNA-intron endonuclease complex.